GGCGCACCUUGCCGGGCAGUAGCUUAGUCUCUACCAACAAGACAACACACACACUAAAUGUUUCCUAUAGUAACAAUUAAUCAAUUGUACAUUAAUUUUAAGGGAAACACGAGGGAGAGAGAGACACACACGUACUACACGCUCCAUACGCAAGUUCUAUUUUUGUAUUAAAAAAACGCGCCGUAAAGCGAAAAACAAAAAAAAAAUUUUUAAGUAGUGUGUUCCGCGAGAACGAAUGCGGUGCAAUUCGUGCGAGACCGUUGACGAGCAGAGAAUUCGUUUGUAUUACCUACUACAGUAGACGAUAGUUAAGAUACGCAAGAAGAGAGAGAGAAAGAGAGAGAGAGAGAGGGAAGUACAUAGAGAAGAGCAAGUAAACACCGGGCGGAAACGAGAUAUCGAGAUUACACGCGCGGAGCGACAGCGGAGAAAGAAGAUAACGACGAGAAGAAACAAGAGGAUAUGGCACAAGCGGUCGUUUUGCUUCGCGAAGGCAAUCACUACUAAAGGCGAGUGGCGGUAGUUUGUUAAACGUAAUAAGAGCCGAGAACAACGACACGAACAAAAAAACAUAAAGCAAGUAGCAGUAUAUCGGCUGGAUUUUUCUCUGUUUCUCCGUGUUUCGGAGAGCAACGGAUAAGAAUUUUAAAGUUGGCGAGGACCUCGUCGCCGUGAUCGUUCGAGGAAGCUCUUUCGGGACAGCGUGCGCCAUCCGCCUCCCAACCGCUCGGGCGACAGUGGCGACCGAACAAGCAAGUUGCAACGAACGGCAACGCGUUUGUAAACGAGGAACGGCCGAUAAGCGGUGGCGCGACGACUCCUCUCCGUUUCUUUACACGGUGCAGUCUACGGCGGUCGGGGCGCCGUUAGUCUCUCCGUUUCGCGGCGCGGCGCACAGCGCAGCGCAGCGUUGCGCGCUCUCUCUCUCUCCUCAUUUUUUUAUUUUUUCUCUCUUUGAGACAUUCGUCGGGUGUGUGCGGUGCGUGAGUGCGUGCGUUUGAUACUUGUACGGAAGUUAAACAAGGAAGGUUAACUGCGACUACCACGACGAGGAAAAGGUGCGCAAAAGCGGCAACAGAGUGGUGGUGGAGAGAGCACAACCGGCUGCCGGUUGUGUGCUGUCUUGUAGUUAAAUAGCGACCAGAUAUAGUUUGGAAUAUUAACCGACCAAGUGCGAGCCGGUGAUCGAGAGAUUUCGUCUCUUUCUCGUACGCGGUGGUGCAGUGCGACGGCGACGAACGACGUCGUCGUUCAUCAUCAGCCGGACAGCAGACGAGAACGCACGAGGGAUACGGCGAGGAGCCACCGACGAAGCGAGCAAAGUAGAAAGACGUCGGAGGCGGGAGGAAGAAGGAGGUAGAGGAGGUGAAGGAACCGGAGCGGCGGCGCGAAAGCGACCGGCAGCGACGACGACGACGACGACGACGACGACCGACGACGGUGGUUUUUAGCCUGCGCAACGUCGCGCCGGCGUAUUGUUAUUUUGUUAUUUCGUCGCGACGCCGCAACCGUAUCGUCCUCAUCUCGACGGACGACGCGACGGACACCCCAAGUCCGCGAGCAUGUCCGUGAGAAUGGAAAACGUAGCCGCUAGGAAGCUCAAUUAUAACAAAAUGAUGAAUAACGGCCCUCGGCCGACCUACGUGGGCGCCAACAACGGCAACGCGGGUGGCGCCGGCGGAGGCAGCGGCGGUGGUGGUGGCGGCAGCGGGGGUGGUGCCGCCAAUGCCGGUGGUGUUGGUGUAGGACCCGCUGGUGGUGCGGGUGGCGGUGGCGGUGGUGGCGGCGGCGGCGGUGGCGGCGGCCACGGAUUAAAGAGCAACACCGGCGGCGGACCGCGUGGUGGGAAUCCGGUACAACAAUACCGUGCGAGCAGUGGCGGCGGUGGCGGCGGAGGUGGCGGUGGUGCCGCCGGCUGGAAUACAGCGCCUUCUCACGCGGUCGCGGCUGCAGCAGCAGCGGCAGCAGCCGCAUAUCCGCCGUACACGCGCUAUCCAAGUGCCGCGGCAGCGGUCGGCGGCGGUCCACAACAGCUGCCGGCCACGAAUCCUUUCGUUACCGCCACGUAUGCGCAGCACGCGUAUGGUGGACAGCGCGCCACGGCUUCGUCACCGGCAAACACUAACAGCAGCUCCAGCAGUGCCACCGGGAGUCAGAGUGGUACAAUAAGUACGAGUCUAAGCAACAACGCAAUGCAGGGACAGCAAGCGGAACAGUUGUCCAAAACAAACCUUUACAUCCGUGGCCUCAAUCAGAAUACAACUGAUAAAGAUCUUGUUAACAUGUGUUCUCAAUAUGGAACGAUAACAUCGACCAAGGCAAUUUUGGACAAGAAUACAAAUAAGUGUAAAGGCUACGGCUUUGUAGACUUCGAGUCACCGAUGGCGGCAGAGGGUGCUGUGAAAGCACUGGUCGCCAAAGGGAUCCAGGCGCAGAUGGCGAAAGUGGGUAUCUGGUUGCUCCGUAGACUGGACAGUCAACAGGAGCAGGAUCCCACAAAUUUAUACAUCGCCAAUCUGCCGCUCACCUUUAAGGAAAAUGAUGUUGAAGCGCUUCUCGCUCAAUAUGGUCAAGUUAUUUCCACGCGUAUUUUGCGCGAUACAUCAGGACAAAGCAAAGGUGUUGGAUUUGCAAGAAUGGAAUCCAAAGAAAAAUGUGAACAAAUUAUACAAAUUUUUAACGGUAAGGCGCUUCCAGGUGCCAAGGAUCCGUUAUUAGUUAAGUUUGCUGACGGUGGUAACAAAAAGAAGGCAUUGUUCAAAGGUUCAAUAUGGAGAGAAACCGGAGACAACAUGACUUUGAAUUAUGACACGAGCGGCGUUGGUCAGAAUGGCGUUGCUGCGACUCAUAUGCUUCCCGCAGCGACUCUGACGCAAUAUAGUCGCCACUAUGGCCAGGCAUUACCGGGUUAUAGCGUGCCAGGCGCUCCUUGGGUGGGUCCUUACAUGCUGCAUCCUUCCCCGCCACAUAUGCAACAGGUUGACAUUAUACCGUCAGCUGACCCUAGCAAUCCCCAGUCAUACGGAAUGAUUCCUCAAUUGACCACGCAAAUGUCUACAUUACAUCUCGGAACUGGUUCCUACAUAGCGAGCCCACAUCCUUAUCCGUACACCACUUACCCCGCACCCAACAUCAUCCAUACGAUGCCUCUGGGUGAGUCAGAACAAACGAGUAAUGCAGCAUCUCCUGAUGACUCCUAUCAACAGUAUCAGGCUCAACAGCCUAAGUAGGCCACGGUUUAUAGUAGAUAUACGAUCGCGCUAAAAGUUUCAUAAAUUA
Messenger RNA from Pseudomyrmex gracilis, 3279 nucleotides. It is a transcript of the gene shep, whose product is annotated as protein alan shepard. The record is from RefSeq and is a predicted model, not a curated record. The transcript is spliced from 12 exons. Lineage: Eukaryota; Metazoa; Arthropoda; Insecta; Hymenoptera; Formicidae. Bases 1563 to 3230 code for a protein of 555 amino acids. Gene Ontology annotation, molecular function: poly(U) RNA binding; poly(A) binding; mRNA 3'-UTR binding. Gene Ontology annotation, cellular component: nucleus; ribonucleoprotein complex; cytosol.